Molecule: messenger RNA, 1682 nt
Organism: Gekko japonicus
Lineage: Eukaryota; Metazoa; Chordata; Lepidosauria; Squamata; Gekkonidae
Gene: FIS1
Product: fission, mitochondrial 1
Exons: 5
Coding region: 23-481 (152 amino acids)
Biological process (GO): autophagy of mitochondrion; mitochondrial fission; mitochondrial fragmentation involved in apoptotic process
Cellular component (GO): mitochondrial outer membrane; peroxisomal membrane
Molecular function (GO): protein binding
Source: RefSeq, a predicted model, not a curated record
UCCGCUUCCGUGAUUGGGCGUGAUGGAGUCGGUUCUGAGCGAAGUGGUGGCGGUGGAAGAUUUGAAAAGGUUUGAGAAGAAGUACAACGCCGAGCUGAGCUCCGGCAACGUCUCCAAAGGGACCAAGUUCGAGUACGCCUGGUGCCUUGUCCGCAGCAAGUACAACGAGGACAUCAAGAAGGGCAUUGUGCUCCUGGAAGAUCUGUUGUCAAAAGGGAACAAGGAAGAGCAGCGGGACUAUGUCUUCUACCUCGGAGUAGCCAACUACCGGCUGAAGGAGUAUGAGAAAGCACUGAAGUACAUCCGGGGGCUGCUGAAGACGGAGCCGACCAACACGCAGGCCUUGGAGCUGGAGAAACUCAUCAACAAGGCGAUGCAGAAAGAUGGCCUGGUUGGCAUGGCGAUCGUCGGCGGCAUGGCGCUGGGUGUGGCCGGGCUGGCCGGCUUGAUUGGCUUGGCUGUCGCCAAAUCAAAAUCGUAACUGGCUCAGAGGCCUCGCGUUCCCCCUUACCCCCUCUCGGCUGGGAGCGGCUGGACGUGGCGACCGGCCGUUGAAUCCUGCAGAGAAGUCGAGAGACAUUAAAAACGCUCACUUGGCGGCCACUAACCUGACCAUGAUUCCUGGCUUCCCUUUGUCCCAGUGGGCUUGAAGCACUUGAGGGGGGCCGAGUGGUGAUUCAGCUUUAGUAGCACAAUAGAAGACCGGUUGGGGGGUGGAGAGGCCUUCAGCUCUGAUAACCCGACUCUCCUGCACUAUAACCCAUGUCUUGAUCCCUUGCCGUAGUCUCUCUCUCCCCCCCAGGUUGGGUAUGUUAGUUUCCUCUUUGCUUUCCUCCUCCACAACUUGCUGAAAGGCUCAGAAGUUUCCUUUCUUCCAAGCGAAAGCUGCCGAAUAGCUGGGAGGUAAAAGAAUCCCUUUGACUGUCCAGAAAGAGCUGUGGACAGCUAGUGCCCCAUCUGAGAAGCUGGAGUGCGCCCUGGCCUGUGGCAUUGGGCUUGGCUCUUCUUUGCAGCGACCAGCUGCCUGGGAGAAGACAACCUUCCAGAGAAAGUGGGAAAACGUCUUCUUCACCAACCGCCUUCUUCUGUCGAAUGGGCGGUCAUGCCUUGCGUGUCUCCCUCCCCCUCUUCACCGUGCACUUACGAACUUCUGUUGUCACAUGGGUCCCUUAGAGCCUUCCUCCAUGGGGGUAGGUGUGUGGCCUCUUGUUUGUUUCAAUUCAUCUGCCCUUUUCAUUUAGUGGAGACGGUGGGAAUAUGGAGGCUGCCACACAAGAAUCAGUCAUACCUGCCUUAUAGUAGAUUGCGGGGAGCCUGAUUGGAAAAGUAGGAUACCCACUACACAGAGGAGGAAGGCCCCCCGCUGCAUUUUCAGUGUGUGCAUCUGUUUUCGGAGAAGGGAAGGGUUGGAGGGUCACAUCAGGAAAGCGAUCAGGAGAGCUCUUUUAGCAACGAAGUUGAAGUGGCGCCAGGUCUUUAGAGAGAAUUCCCACUUUGCUCCCACGACUUCCCCUCCUCUUUUAGCGAUUAAUGUCCUUGCCCUUCUAACAGGUGCUCUUAUCUUCUCUCGCCUCUGAGUGGAGUGAGGCAGAAAUGUGAAUUAAAACAGUACCAAUAAGACGCGACCGGCUUUGUCUUGCUUUCCACCCCUCGGAAGAUCGGGCCUUGCAGGCACACCUCCC